This is a messenger RNA of Scophthalmus maximus (turbot), 2928 nucleotides long. It is a transcript of the gene slco2b1, whose product is annotated as solute carrier organic anion transporter family, member 2B1. Gene Ontology annotation, cellular component: membrane. The transcript has 15 exons. Gene Ontology annotation, molecular function: protein binding; bile acid transmembrane transporter activity. The record is from RefSeq and is a predicted model, not a curated record. Gene Ontology annotation, biological process: transmembrane transport; sodium-independent organic anion transport; bile acid and bile salt transport. The coding region runs from base 264 to 2243 and encodes 659 amino acids. NCBI's taxonomy places the organism in Eukaryota, Metazoa, Chordata, Actinopteri, Pleuronectiformes, Scophthalmidae.
ACUGUUUAUUCAAAACCUUUCCUCCCUCCCUUCCUUCUUUACUCUUCGUCCUGCCUACAGCACCAGGGUCAAAUUCCAGUUCCUCCCUCCUCGGCUGCAGGGCGGCGAGCUGCAGGAGUGUCGGCGCUCAAAUGACUGGAUGUUCCAUGCGAGGAAAAGCCCAUCUGCAGCGAAGUGAAAGGAGGAAGCAGAGAAAGUGAUCUGAGCUGCCUCACAGCGUUGCUCCGCCCUCUUCAGUCUCUCCGUGUGGUAGUAAUUAAAUCAUGGGGACCGUCGACCUCAACGUGAACUCUGACCCGGUGGGGUCACGACCUCCCGCCCGGCGCCGGAGUCCCUUCAACAGCAUCAAGUUCUUCGUCCUUUGCCACAGUUUGCUGCAGUUGGCGCAGCUGCUGGUGUCGGGCUACAUGAAGAGCUCCAUCUCCACCAUCGAGAGACGUUACGGCUUCUCGAGCCAAAAGUCCGGUGUCCUGGCAGCUUUCAACGAGGUGGGGAACACGAUCCUCAUCAUCUUUGUGAGUUUCUUCGGCAGUCGAGUCCACCGGCCGCGGUUCAUCGGCAGCGGAGCGCUGCUGGCCUGCCUCGCCUCGCUGCUGAUUGCGAUGCCGCACUUCCUGAGCGACCCGUACGACUACGCCAACCGAGUCAGCUCAGCCUCCGGUCAGAACAGCUCCGGCCUCUGCCAAUCGAGUAGCUCCCUCAACGCCUCGUCCUCCAAUCAGAGCUGCAGCCGGCAGGAGAGCCCCUCCCAGGAGGGGGUGUACCCUCUGCUGCUGCUGGGUCAGCUGCUGCUGGGUAUCGGAGUCGUGCCCAUCCAACCCUUCGGCAUCUCCUACAUCGACGACCACGCCAGCCGGAGGAACUCGCCGCUCUACCUCGGAAUCCUCUUCGCUGUGACGACCAUCGGUCCGGCGCUCGGCUUCAUCACCGGCUCCUUGAUGCUGCGCUACUACGUGGACUUUGACAAGUUGUCCCCAGACGAGAUCGAGCUGGACUCCAAAGACCUGCGCUGGGUCGGAGCCUGGUGGCUCGGCUUCCUGGUGGCGUCGUGCCUCGUCUUCCUCACCGCGCUGCCCUACCUCUUCUUCCCUAGGAACAUGCCCCAAGAGGACGGCGCAGACGAUGUGGAGACCCGACCGGACAGUAAGCAUCAGGAGACAAACCAGCUGCAGGAACUCUCCCUCCCCCAGUUCCUCAAAAGCUUUCCUCGUAUCGCCCUGCGGACGCUGCGGAGUCCCGUCUACCUGCUGGUGGCUCUGGCGCAGGUCAACUUGGCGGCGCUGCUCUCCGGCCUCGCCACCUUCAUGGCCAAGUUCAUCGAGAGGCAGUUCAGCCAGACCGUCUCCUUCUCCACCAUGAUGAUAGGAGCAGUAGGUAUCCCCAUGGCGGUGCUUGGCACCAUCAUGGGUGGAAUUCUGAUGCGAAGGUUUUGUCUUUCGGUCAGCGGUGCCAGCAAGUUGUGCACCAUCGCCAUCCUGCUCUGCACCUUCUCUGCCAUGCCGCUUCUGCUUAUUGGCUGCCCCACGCAGAGGGUCGCCGGGGUCUUUCCUCCCGGCACUGAUGCGGUGUCGUGCACCUCCAGCUGUGGGUGUCCUCAGGACGCCUUCAACCCGGUCUGUGGUUCGGACGGGGUGGAGUUCAGGUCUCCCUGUCACGCCGGCUGUGGCGCCAUGGAGAUGGACACCAACGACAAAGUCACAAACUACACUGAGUGUCGGUGUGUCGGUGGUCUUGGCUCCGCCGCCCCUGGAACCUGCGGCAGUGGAUGUGCCCACCUCCUCCGCCCCUUCAUGGUUCUGCUGGGCAUCACCAGCUUCGUUGCCUCCUUAUCCCAGACACCGUCGUACAUGAUGAUACUCAGGACGGUGCCGGCAGAGGACAAGUCUUUCGCGGUGGGAGUUCAGUACAUGCUGUUCCGAGUGCUCGCGUUCAUGCCCGGCCCGGUGCUGUACGGCAGCGUCAUCGACACCACCUGCAUCCUGUGGGGCAAGAAGUGCGGCAAGCAGACGUCCUGCCUCUACUACAACCUGGACCACUUCAGACAGCGGUUUCUGGGUGUGCAGGUCUUCUUCGUGUGCGGCGGGCUGCUCUGCUUCCUGCUCACCAUCGUGGUCCUGCGUCGAGCGAGCCGGCGUCAGGAAGCGCAGCCGGACGGGAGGGCGGGCUACGCGCUGGUGACCGGGCAGAAAGCAGCCGAGGACGCUGCGUCGAAAGAAAAAGAACUGUUGGGCGUCAAGACCUGAAGACAGAAAACCAGAGGACGCAGAGGAAUAGUCUGAAGGACGGGACGGAGGAAGAGUUGAGGAGUUUUCAAAGUGAACGCUGCUGCUGUGUGUCGAGAGAGAGUUGGAUAUGAAGCGUCACCUGAUGGAAUGAAGCUUUGAUACUUUUGACAUUGUGUUUUCUUUAUUCCAGACAUGCCACAUGCUCAGUGAGUCACUGAUCUGAUUGUACAUAAGCUUACUCAUACAUAUAUUUUCACAUGAUUCGUCAUAUUCUACUUUUACAAAUGUGAAAUCCGAUGGCCACUGGAUGAUGCCUUCAAGUCACUGGGAAAACUAGUUUGACAUUUCUGAUUAAACCCACAAUUUCAGAUUUAAAGCUGCAGCACACAUAACUGUGAAAAGAAUCAUGUGACUCACCAUCAGCUACUUUCUUUCAUUAUCAUAUUAUAUUUUUUUAAGGAUAAUUAUAUCUAAAGGUAAGUUAAAAAAUGCAACAUUUGGUUGUUAAUUUUAAGAUUUGAUAUUAUCUUUGGAGUGAAUUUUUGUCAUUUUCUACACAAACUGUUUGAAAACUGCUCUUAUUAUGAAAAUCACACAUUUUAACGAAGAGACAAUGAAUGCAAAUAUUUUAAACAGGUCAAUCUUCAAAUUGGAUUCACAUUGUUAUUUUUGUAUAAAUAUACAUAAAUGAUUUUCAUAAAUA